Molecule: messenger RNA, 3774 nt
Organism: Paramecium tetraurelia
Lineage: Eukaryota; Ciliophora; Oligohymenophorea; Peniculida; Parameciidae
Exons: 4
Biological process (GO): siRNA processing
Cellular component (GO): nuclear RNA-directed RNA polymerase complex
Molecular function (GO): RNA-directed RNA polymerase activity
Source: RefSeq, a predicted model, not a curated record
AUGAAAUAGAAUCAAUUUACUUUUCUUGAACACCCUCCUUCUAGCGAGAAUGACUACUAUGUAAGAUGCCGCCUCUAAAAUAUCACAAAUAAGCAAGUGUUGUCAACUACUGCUACAAUUAUCUAUGAUAAAGUUAAGUUGGCUUUAAAUGAAAUUUUACCUGAUCAUCAAAUAUAUGUACACCUAUUAAAAAUUUAGAUCUAAUAAGUAGAAUUUAAAUUUGAAGAGAACAUCCAAAAUAAUGCAUAAAUUUAAGGAGAUGCAAAUUACAAUAAUUAUACAUAGGUGUCUUUUUUGGAAACAUUACUUAACGACUAUAUAGAUAAGACAAGCGAUUCGAUAAUCAAAUAAUCAGAAAUUAACUAUGCCUUUAUAAGUCCGGAUUCUUAAACUGAUUUAGAGUACAAUAUUUGCUAUGGUAAUGAAAUUGAUACGAGAGAACUGGAUAAUUUAAUUUAAACACUUUCUCGAUUAAUAACUUGUCAAUCUGUUCAAGAGUUUAAUAGUAUAGCAAUUUAUCAAAAAGAAGCAGAUUAGAAAUAAAAUAAUUCAGUAUUAAUAACUUUUAAAUUAACAAAAGAAUGCUUUAUGAAUCUUAAAUUUUAUUCCUUCAACAUAUAACCUGAUUCGCAGCCAGUUACAAUCAAUUUUCAAUAAGCAGAAAUUCUGACUGAGCAUUAAGAACAUUCAGAUUUCAUUCCAAUUCUGAAUGAACAUUAAGAACAUCAAGAAUUCAUUUCUGAGUCACAAUAUGAAUUUAAUAGGUGCAUCAAAGUGACAGAUCUAAACUUCCUUUACAUUACUGCAGAGGAUCUAAUUCAAAUGAAAUUAGAUAUCCCCAAAACAAAACCAAUAUAAUUAUAUCUUUCUCCUUAUUUUUAGUAUUAAGAUUUAGGUAAAUUAUAAUUAGAGACUUAUUUAAUUUAUAAUAAUAAGCAAACAUAACAGGAAGAAAGCAUAAUCAUAAUUAUCAAUAUAGUAGCGAAACUUAAAUUGAAAAUAGAAAUUUAGUUGAAUAAUUGUGAAUAUUGUCAUAUUGUCAAUAAUGCUUAUCAAACUCAUUUGUAUUUCAAAUUAAAUCAUCCACCAAUUUGUAGUGCUGCUUUAUUUGAUAAAACUAAAAUUGAUUUUCUUGAUACUUAGACUUAAUGGACAAGAAUUGAAAACAUCUAUUUGAAUACUUAUUUUCAAAAGUAUCAAAAUAUAUUAGAAAAGUUUGUAAUCUUGAAUAACACAAUUAUCGAAAUUUAGUUUAAUAAUUAUAAAUCAUGUAAUGAAGUAAGGCUACUUAAUUAAUUAUAAUUAAGACUAAAAUAGAAGAUGAUACUUUAUGAUAGCAAAAUUUAGCUCAAUAUUUUUAAAUAAACAGAAAGAAAUUCCAAAUUUGAUACUUUAUAAUAACAACUAGAUAAGAGUAAUCUUAGUUUUGAAUAAAAAUAUAAUUUCAUUUGCAUUCUCUCAUAAAAUCGUAUUAUAGAUUGUCAUCAUUUGAAAACAUUGUUAAUUUUAAUGUGCAAGUAAUAAUAAAAUUCGGAUUACAUUCUUGAUUCUGUUUUCCAAUCAUUUAUGAGAUUGAGUUAAAAUUUGUCAAGUUCAAUUCGAAUUUCUGAUCAAAAUAAUAGGAAUCUCUUUAUUUUUCAAAAAGAACUUAAAGAACUUAGCUGCUAGGUACAAUAAAAUGCAUGCCUCUAGAGACCUAUUCUAUUAAAACAAGCUAGAUUGACUCCAUCAGGCUACAUCCCUAUGAUAAGUAAACCAGAAAAACCCAAAUUACUAACUACAGUAUUUCAAAAUCAAAAUUUUGUCAAAUUAAGCCUAAGAGAUGACAAUGGAAAAUUGAUUAAGAAAAAUAGAUCGAAUUUUGGAGAAUUCUUUAAACUCCAAUUAACUGAGGGUUUUACUAUUUGUUCUGAAUAGUGGAAAUUUUUAGGGUGGAACAAUAAAGAAUUGAGAUCAAAUAUCAUAUGGAUGAAUAAAGUCUCAAAUAAGGAAUUAGAUAACUAUAUUUUGGCCAAUUUCAAAUAGAAUUCGACUUUAUAAUAGAAGGCAGAAGUCAAAUCUAGGUUUCGGAAUUUCUUUAUUGAUGGCCUAACAACAGAAUUCAAAUAACUUAUUAUCGUUGUUAUAAGAAAUUAAAUCAAUGAGAAUAAUUUUAGUCAGUUUGGCUAGAUAUCCAGAAAUUUGAUAGACAAAAUAAGGGAGAUAUUCAUGAAUUAGGAGAUUUCAGUUGUUAAGGUUGUAUUUAAUGGGGUUUAAUAUAUUUUGUAAUUGAAUAACAAUUUAAAAGAUAACAUUAUCUAAUUAAAUUCGCAAUACAAGAUAUUUUCAAGUUUUAAUGAUUAAAUCACAAUAAUAGAUUAUAAUAAGUAUAGAGGAGCAUUUUUGAAUAGAGGAUUAAUUAGACUUUUUUAUUAGAUGGGUGUUAAGGAAGAUGUCUUUAUUUAAUUACUGAAUUGGCAUUUAGGAUAAAUUUCAAAGGCAUUUAUCGUACGAAGUGUUUCUUUGGACUUAAAAAGUGAACUAUGUGGACUAAGCCCAAUAAUAGAAUAAAUCAAUGUGAUGAAGAGAAACUAUUUGAAUGAAAAAAAUUGCUUGUUUAUUUAAAAAGUGUAUGAGAAGUUGAAAUUAUUAGAGAUACAAUAAUUAAAAUAAAAGUAUAAUAUUUUAGUCGAAAAGGCAGAGAGACUGUUCGGAGUGGUUGAUUAAUAUGGAAUUUUAAAUGAGGGAGAAGUGAUAUGUAUAAGAAAGCCGAAUGAUCAAGUCUAAUAUUUGGAAGGGAAGUUGAUAGUUGUAGAGGAUUGUAAUUAGGAUAGACAAAAGACGUUAAACGUUAUUGGAUUAUCGAGAUUGGAGGUUAUAGGAAGACUUAAAAAUAAGACUGCAUAUGAUGAAUACAUAAAUUGUAUCAUAUUUUCAAAUAAAUAAUAAAACAGCACUCCAUUUUGCACCAAUACUUAUUUUGUAUCUUGGGAUAAGAGAUUGAUUUCAAAGAGAUAGAAAAUUAAUAAGACCAAAGGAUUGGAAGAAUUUGAAUUUUUGAAAUUUGAUUAGGGAGGGCUAACUGAUUAUUUGUGUGAUUUUUUGAAUUAUUAGUUCUCUUAAGAUGUAGAAUGUAAUCAUAUAGGAUUGCAGUAACAUGAAAAAUAAGAUCGCCAGGAUAUUUUUAAGAUAAUUGACUAAUAUAUGGUGGAUAAGCCGUAAUUAUAUUAGACUAAUCAAGUCAAUAUUGAUGAAAGAUUUAUCUAUCGUUUUUAUUGGAUUAAGGAAGAGAAUAAUUAUGAGCAAUAUGUUAGACAGUGUUUGGGGGAAAUGCAUAUUAUCAAGGCACUGAAAUGUUUAAAUCACAUUACAGACACAUUUAAUGCUUGGAUGAAAUUGUAUGACAUCAAGGAUGAGUAUGAAAUGUAUACGGGAUAUUACGAAAGUAAAAUGAAUGAAGAAAAUUAGGAGAGUUUUCAGGAAAUUAUGAUGCUUAAUUUAGGAUAGUUAAAAUUGGAGUUGUAUAACAUUCUAUCUUAGAUAGAACAAGAAAGACUGAUUUAGAUAUGGAUAAUCCAUUUCUUAGUGAUCUAUCUUCCUAAUGAAAAGACCUCAGAGAGUCAUUUGUUGGAGAGAAUUGUCAAAUGUGUAAAAAAUCAGGUUAAAAAUUUUGAUGAUUGUAAAUUUCUGUGUAGUCGAUUAACAAACAGGAGUUAGUAAUGGUUUAAAGGUUGCAGUUGGUAUUUCUUUAGAAGAGAGAUUAUAAAUUUUGAAUAAAUCUCAAAAAAUGAAUGA